UAAAUACGGGCACACUGGUAACUGGGAAAAUGGAAAACACAAGAUAAAACGUGAACUCUUCUGGUCGAAAUUUCGUGGUAACAAUCUGAUAUCUGGUGAAAAGGGACGACAGGCGAGACUGACAGGAUGCCGGGCAAGGUGGGGGUGAAGAUCAAGGCGGCGCGCAACCUGCCCGUGAUGGACAAAAGCAGUGAAACUACGGACGCCUUCGUGGAAAUCAAACUGGCCUCGGUGACCCACAAGACAGAUGUGUUCCGCAAGAGCUUGAAUCCAACCUGGAACACUGAUUGGUUCCGUUUUGAGGUGGACGAUGCUGAGCUGCAGGAUGAGCCUUUGCAAAUCCGACUGAUGGACUACGACACGUACUCCGCCAAUGAUGCUAUAGGAAAGGUUAACAUCAGUCUGAAUCCCUUGUGCCUGGAGAGCUCUAGUCAGGCGGUGCACGGCAAAGGCACCGUGCUCUCCGGCUGGAUUCCGGUCUUUGAUACUAUGCACGGCAUCCGCGGUGAAAUCAACGUGAUAGUCAAGGUGGAUCUUUUCUCUGACGUCAACAAGUUCCGACAGAGCUCCUGCGGCAUUCCCUUUUUCCACUCCCAGUGUGUGCCCUUUGGCUACCGCGCACAGGUGAUUCACGGAUUUGUUGAGGAGCUAGUGGUUAAUGAUGAUCCAGAGUACCAGUGGAUAGACAAAAUUCGCACUCCCCGUGCUUCCAACGAGGCCCGACAGGUGGUAUUUCUCAAAUUGUCGGGCCAGGUGCAAAGGAAAAUGGGCCUAAAGGCUAUUAAUAUGGGCGCUAAUGCUGUCAUCGGUUAUACUCAGUGCUUCGAUCUAGAGGGCGAUGUGGGCGUUGUAGCCCGAGGCAUUGGAACGGCAGUCACGUUGAUCAAGGACACCAGCACAAGUCAGCCAAAUAGCGCGGAUGUGGCCCUUAUCGAAGAAUCCAGCACUGAACUCCAACAGCAGCCAGGUACAACCGUGGCAGCCGGAAGCUCUGGACCGUCCAAUAUACCCACUACAGUAGAAGGCAGCAGUCCUAAUUUAAAGCGCUUCGCUUCACCGGUGAGCAACAGUCGCCUUAAGUUAACUCCCAGUCCUUCGAAGAGCGGUAUCUCGGCGACCACAAACGCGGAUAGUGCAUCGACUUCAACUGCGUCGACGGCUACGACUAUGGUGCCGGCCACCGUCGGUGAAAUCUGCCGCAGAUCUUCCGACUCUGACCUAAGUGUCACGCCCAAGGGAAACUCUAUUUGUGUGGCAAGUGAGCGUCUGGUGGCUGCCACGGCUAUGAUGCGUUUGACGCAGCCAGCUGUGGGAGCCAAACCUGGAACAGCGACGGACAGCUUGGACAUGUUGGAAUAUCCGUUCCUCACCAUGACAAAAUACCCGACUGGCUUUAUUCUUCAUCUGGGUGCAACAGUUGCCGCACGUUCCGUUAAACUGUUGGAGCGAGUGCCCAAUCCCGAUGAACCAGAGGUUCGUGACAGCUGGUGGACAGAGCUUCGAAUGGAGAUCCGAUCGCACGCCCGUUCCCUGGGAUGUAAUGUAGUGCUAGGUUAUGCGGAGACCACAACAAUUUCUGACGAUGUAUGUGUUUUAUCUGCCACAGGAACAGCGGCGGUGAUUAACAUGGUGUUCAAUAGAUCUGUGUCGCAAACCGAUAUCUUCACAAUGUCAAAGGCAACCGCUAGCGUUGCAGGCAUGACGAAUUCCACGGAGGAAGGAAAUGGAAGCAGCGCCGGAGACACCAGCAUUGGAAAAGAUACUGGAUCCCUGGGCACUGGAAACAGCUCGGGCGGUAAACGCUUUGCACUUCCGCCUCUCAAUGGACCUCGGAAUGCCUGUGCCAUUUGUCAUAUACCCUACAACCUUAGCUCGGUGCCCUUCAAUGUUAAAAUGAAGAAGUGCGCCGUAUGUCGCAAGGGACGAGUACCAGACGUACUCCUGGCUACACUUGAGGUGCCUGAAUUUAUGCAGGUCACCGGCCGCGGGUGCUUCAUGCAGGCCCAAGUGGUGCGCGCAAAAAGAGAUUUGCGUGCUGAGCUGAACGCCAAAGAGAUUUCAGAUGGUCUGCCUUUCCUGGAGUACGAACUUCAUCGAGUGCUUAUUAAUAAGCUGAAGGCCAAAGGCAUGAAUGCCAUUUUUGGACUACGCACUCAGGUGGCUAUCGGAGAGCGUAUGAUAGCUUUGAUAGCCACAGGAACAGCUCUGUUUCUUACCGCUUUGCCGGUGCCUCAGGUGCCAAAGAUCGUGGCUGGUAAUUCGUGGACCGAUAAACAAAAGCUCAAUGAGCUGCAGAAAAAGUUGCAAGAGACUUUUGAGCGAAACCAGGAGAUUUAUCAGUUGAAAAGCUUAGAUCCUGAUUUGGCAGCCAAUGCCGGAGGAGCCUUGUCCACUGGUGGGGCCUCUGGGGAUAAGCAAUCGGACACAGACGACUCUGAUGAGGAGGAGAUGAACGAGAUCGAUCUCAACUGCGGCAACAAGGAGCUGUGUGUCUUGGAGGUGGAUGAUAUCGAAGACUUGGAAAUCAUAUCGCUUUUAAUGGAACCUUAUCCACCAGAAGGCUUUCAUGUGGUAAAUACACAGCAGGUACCGGGGAUGCUGGAAAUGGACACAGUCAAAAAUCUACAGAUGUUCACCCAAGUGUGGCGUGCUCGUCUUGAAGUUGGCCAAAGUGUUAACGGGUUCCCCAAACACUUCCAGAGACUAUUGCAGACCAUUUACUUCAAGUUACGCACCAUGAUACCAUGUGCCAUCUGCGAUCUUCGCUUCCGAUUAGAUCUGCCCGAGACGGAUCAAAUUCAAUUGCUAGUUACUGGCAUGGCUAUGGGUCUAACCGAUGCUAAUAAAAUGAAGUAUCGUGGUCGUGGACGCACAGCACAGCAGCAGCCACCCUCACAACAGCAGAAUGGAUUUCAUGAUGCCACGGUGCUGGCCACCCAAUCCCAGCCAGAACUUAAUGGAAAGCGAAUGCUCCAGGAGGAGGAUUACAUUUUCCCAUUGGAUGAGGAUCAGAUGGUAGACACACCAACGCCAACCAGUACCGCCAUACCGCCAUUUGGAAUGAGCUCAUUUAAAAUGCGCAAAACUUCGCCAUCACGUCUUAGCAACAUAGUUUCAGCAUUGCCCUCCACCGGAGUUAAACCUUUGAAUGUCGGAUCGGUUCCACGUAAUCGAUACUUUCCUCUGCGGGAUCGUUACGGAGUGGAUUUGACGCCUCUAAGUUUCAUACCUGGUGGUCGUAUAGAUAAAUACCUGGGCAAUCUGAACUUUUUCUUUAUUCGAGAAAGCACCUCGAUAAGGGAGAAUGGCGGUAUCAGCGGUUUUGUCCAUGGUUUUAUUACCGAACUGUUGGCGGUAGUGAGGGCCCACAUCGCUUCUCUGGGUGGGAAUGCCAUGGUUUCGUUUUACAUCACCGAACUAAUGUUGUUCGAUAAUCAGCACAAGAAUCAGGGUCAGUGCCUGAUUAGCAUCGGUGGCGAUGCCGUCUAUGUGAGCUACCAUGCCGAUGAGUGAUACAAAAACUUGCGGGGCAUAUAGCGACUAUUUUACGCGAAUCGUCCCAAAAGCCUCUACUCUCUAUUUUCUUCCGCUUAGCUAGAACUGUCAGCUUUGCCCAGCAACUGAAGUUAAUCUAAUUCACGUUUACUUGACAACUAUAUAGUCUGUGGUUGGAUUCUUUAUGCAAUAUUUUAACUGUGAGGAAUCGUUCUUCUCCUAACUUAGUGCGAAUUUUUUCGGUCUUGUUACUUGUUUGCUUGAUGUUUUUAGCGUUAAACCAAUUGCAAUUUCUGUACAUAGUUGAUGUUUAUUGAAUAUUGAAUUUAGAUCGAGUGCGAGACACAAGUAUACUAAUGAUAUAUACAAUUGUUGCAACCACAAACAUGACACACAUAUACUCGUACUCCUAGAUAUCCAAUUUUGGCGUGUAAAAUACAUUACAUACAAUAUUUAAAAAUAAAACAAUUGCUCAAUUAAA
Drosophila eugracilis is the source of this 3976-nucleotide messenger RNA. Its product is annotated as C2 domain-containing protein 5. Gene Ontology annotation, biological process: positive regulation of vesicle fusion; protein localization to plasma membrane; positive regulation of protein targeting to membrane. The record is from RefSeq and is a predicted model, not a curated record. NCBI's taxonomy places the organism in Eukaryota, Metazoa, Arthropoda, Insecta, Diptera, Drosophilidae. The transcript is spliced from 10 exons. Bases 127 to 3513 code for a protein of 1128 amino acids. Gene Ontology annotation, cellular component: plasma membrane. Gene Ontology annotation, molecular function: calcium-dependent phospholipid binding; calcium ion binding.